AUGCAUCUUAAAUUUCAGAUCAAAGGAGAUAGACAUGGUAAUCGGCCAGUGAUGCUGUCGUGGUCACCAAGGGAUGACAUACUGGCCGUUGCCGCACGGACCCAAGUUACUUUUUAUACGAAGGAUGGGGCUCUAGUGGACAAGAUCCCGACUGAAAACUCCACUAUUCUGGACGUGAUGUGGUCACCCAAUGGAGCAUACUUCGCUGUACUAUGCUCUGGCUCACAGCUAGUGAGAAUAUGGUCCUCAUCUCAGAAAAGCUUAAUCAAGCUGAUGCUAGACGUUACAGAUCCAACGUGUUUAUCAUGGAAUACGCUAGAGCGACAACUGGUAAUUGGUACCGGCCAGGGGCAUAUUUUUACGUAUGACCCGCACACUACCAAGCGUGUCCCCCAAAUGACCAAGCAUGUUCGCAGGUUGGUUUCCGUUUGUCAUACUAUUUCUACCCACCGGAUCAUUUCCUUGUCUGCAGAGAGUCUGAUAGUAUCUGACAGUGAUGGAAACACUCAGGCCACCUUAAAGCAAAAGGCUCUUGGCUGUCUCUUUCUGGGCAAGCUUCUUCCAAUAGAAAUUCUUAUAGAUACCAAUGAGUGCAUAGAUGCGGUUGCAGUCCCAGCCUUCUUCCAUCCCUCUAUCAUGAAAAAAAGUCACUCAGACUCGCAGGUAUCAUAUGAACCCGGAUACAAACUCAUCAUUAUCUCCACCGUGCCAGAGAUGUGGUCUGCAGAGACAUUGGAUAGCAAGAAUUUAUUCACUGCGGUAGUCAACGGCAUAGAUGGCUGUGCGAUUCUCAAUCUACCAGAUGUGGGGGCAGACACGUUAAUUGAUAUGGUGUACUGUCCACGAACUGCCUCUAUUCCUCCCUCGAUUUUUGUACUAUUUUCUAAUGCGUUGAUACUUCGCGUUUCACUAGACAGAUCUAAAGUAGGAUUUAAUCUAUCAACAGAUGCACACGUGACAAGGUUUGGAGCCAUCAUGUGGCAACGAAACGCUAUUAAGUUAUCCGUUUCAGGAUCAACUGGAACGUACAAUGGUUACAUUGAAGAGAUGAACGAUCAGGUGGGGCUCCAGGACAAUGCAAAUGGAAUAAACAGCCUCACCGAAUAUAUAAUGAAGGGAGUGAGCACGUGCCACGGAAUUGGAUUUCUUUCCGUCCUAGGUACGGGAGACAAGCUUGUUCUCCCGGUGGAACGAGGCUUCUCGGUAGUUAAUCUCCACAAUCCUACCCAGGAAACCCCCUACCUCCUUUUCGGCAAAAACCCCACAUUUCCGGGCAUAACUGGUUAUCCUGUUAAUAUUUCCCAUAGUCUUUUUAAUAGAGGUCUUUGUGCCGUUGCGUUUUCCAACGGUGUUGUGACUGUAAUGCUGACAACUAAUGUGGUACUCUGGCAAGUUAGUGUUCCACUGAACCCACCAGACGUAUGCUACCUUGAUCAAUCUGUUAGCGAGGCCUCCGUGUUUGAUCACAAAAAAGGUGUGGUCUUCUGUCUCUCAUUGGCCAGCCCUAGUGUGGCAUCCCUCAGCUUUGUGUUGGCAAAUCCCAUGGCUCCUCCAAAGGCAUACAAGCUCUCGACUCUUAUUGACCUGAAUGGUGAACCAUCUCAAUUUGCAGUUUCUGACGGGGCAAUUGGCUAUUUAUCUAAUAGCAAAAUAAGGUAUUCAAAGCUUAUUUUAAUCGGCUCUGACCCGGCACAACUCAAUCCUGAACUAUCUUGGCACACGGCAGAACCCACAACCAAGCCAACCAGAUUCGACAUUAUGACACUGGAAACAGGGUCGAUUUGCAUCGUGUCUCUUGCACAGGAAGGUACGUUGGAGGUGAUCGUUGGUUCCUGUCCAAGUCUAAUACUUUCUGACGUGGAGAGCCUCAAGUUUCAAGUAUGCGCCUGUUGUUCUCCCUUUGUUUACGGCAUUACCUUCGGAGGGAUGCUGGUUGUGUACUCCAUUUACGAAGACGAUGGGAAACUAAACUUUGUUAAAGUUGCUGCCCAGCAGCUUCCAGAUGAAUUCACAGACAAUGUUGUUUUAAGAAGAGGCACGGAUGCAAACGUAACAAUUAAGCUUAGUCCUGGUGGCACAAUUUGCGCAAUAUAUCGAACUGGUGCAAAAAUUCGGCCGUGUUUUUAUCUUCCUGCUGAAGGAAUUUUGAUAAACGAUGCGCGAUACUCACGCAUUCUAUCUGAAGAAGCUUCGAACGAUAGUUUUGAAUCUGUCUCACUGCUUUUCAAAGAGGAGCCUGAGUGUAUUUAUGAUAUUACCUUUGACUCAUUGUUGGCAAAUACGUUCGUUAUAACGACUUGUACAAAGAUUGGAAGCGACUGUCUGCCAGCUAAUUCCUAUGUUUGCGUGCUUCACCAUUCGCUACCAGAGCAAGAAGGCUAUGGGAUAUUAGCUGUAAAAGCCUCUGUUGCUACAUCUUCCAGUACAACGUUACCAACGAUAGUUGCAGGGGGCAUGGGAUUUGUUUUGGACGGAGCAGAACUUCGCCAGCGCGACUAUAUUAGUGGGCUUCAAAGCUUUGCAACAUGCCUAGCGUUCUACGACAAUUCGGCAUCAUUUGGAGCCCCACGUCCUCUCCUGCUGAAGGGUGAUGAUAUCGAGGACAACACUUCACAAAAAGAUGACUUAUUUAUGUCUUAUUAUAGCUACCUGGCACCUCUGCAGGAUAGCUUGCUUCAAUACACUGGUCAGGAGUUCAAUUCCGUUCCGUUCAAAAUAUCUGGUCUUUUCCCUAAGUAUCGAUCGCUCAAAGCGGCAGGGCUGUUGCAAGAAUACGAAAAAGCAGCAGUGGAGUUAGGAACUAUCGGCCACACGAAGCUAGCAUUUAUCCUUGCGUCCGUUUCUGGCAACACAGAUGUGAUGAAGUACGUAGCUGAUUCGGCAGUUCGUAUUACAGACUUUAGCACUGCGCUUACUGCUUACAGAGAGCUCUCUUUGUAUGGGACAACUGAAGAGCACGUUAUGCAUAGCCUUGGGACUUAUCAGGAUACGACGUUCCUAGAUUCUAGGGGUGCACAGGGUGUUAAUGACCUGCUUCGCAAUCUGUCCACAAUGAAUACAACACACAGCAACGACCCAGCUGCGUUAUCCCUUUUUCUAUCCAGAAUCUGCAUCAACGAAUAUGACAAUAACACAGCUAUGGCUCUUUCCCUGCUGAUGGCAUGCCCUGAUCUUCCAGCAUCUGGAGAUAAUAGUAGCAACGUGGCAUUUGCCAUGGGACAGAGCAAGGCAGACGUCUAUCUUAGUGCAGCGGAGCGGUUUCUCCUUAAGUCCCGAAAGCCAAACGUGGCCCUCUCCUUCCGUAUGGAUAGCUUAGAUUGGAAUACUGCGAGCAUGCUAGCAACGAGGAUAGGGUCCACAGCUGUCAGAAGCGAGAUCUUGAUACAGUGGGCGGGAGAAUUGGAGAACAGGCUUCAAUAUCCAGAGUGCCUUGACGUCUGCAUGAACUUGCUAAAGGAUGACAGCAAGCAAGGACAGGAGUCAGGCGAAGCACGCUUCAUGUGGAGCAGCAUUCCGCCCAAACUAAUUCCCUUUCUGAUAGGCCUCAUGUCACGCUGUUACGCGCAGUUAGGGAAGCUUUCAGACCUGAAGGAAAUGGCUCUUCCUCCUCGCAAAGAAGCGACGAAUCGGUUUGUUCCUAGGGUCAAGGACCCUUUGAAUAUCCUUCAGCGGUCUCGCCUUUGCAUGGAAUGCGGAAACAUUCUAUGUCUGCAGAAGCGCUUUGCGGAAGCUGCUCUCUUUUUGGAAGCCUCCUCUAACUUAGCAGAGGCGUGUUACUCAAGGCUCAGAAAGGAGAUAGCAGGCCUUCUUAGUGGCGAGCUAAACAUCUAUGCAUACAUAUAUAAUUCUACAGACACUAACAUGAUUCGUGUUGGCGGGAAUAGGGGCGGUGGAUCUGGUAUCCAAGGUACUGGGGGGACCAAGCCUCUCCUUCUCUUUGCUCUCAUUCCAUCUCUCCUAACAACGAUAGCAAACUCUGCGCUUUCACAGACAGCCUCUGGUGAUAGCUCAGGUAUUGAUAUCUCCAUAGUUAAAGAGAUAGAUGCGGUGCUUAACGUAGAAGCAACUAAGAAGCUUCUCUCAGAGCUUCUCCCCACUAGCAUACAGGACAUCGUGCAAGAAAAGGAUCUGAAAGAAAUAGACCCACCGCUGCUUUUAUCUCGAGCAGUCGGCUGCUAUAUCAAGUCACGGCAGUACGGUGAGGCAGAGCGGCUUAUAGACAAUGUUACCGAUAUGAAUAUUGUCGCAGACUUGGCGAGAGUUUACAUGAAAGACGAUCCGGAUAAGGCUCUGGUUCUUUUCAAGCGCGCUGGUCAGAGUCGUGAAAUUGUGGAUUGUCUGAUUGCACUAGGAAAGAUCUCCGAAGCAGAGUCAGCCGUUAAAGAGACAAAGCUUCUCCUCGAAAAGGCGCACGCUGGGGAGCGUACUACUUUGGCGGUGUAUGAGUUGGAGGCAGAGCUCAAAGGAUCCUCAGCAAGCCUUUCCCUCUAUCACCGGACAGCUGGUAACAUAAAGAAGGCUAUAUUUUUCGGAGUGCUGAGUGGAGCAUUCGAUGAGGCAUUUGACCUUGCAAUUCAGACCAGUAAUGAAGACAUUCUAAUUCGCCUUGUUAACGAGCGUGCUCCCCAGGAGUUUCUGAAAAAGGCGGUGCGUUACUUUUCGGCACCCGUCACACGCAGUAACCCGGAUAUUAGCCCGCUUGACGAAACUCCAGAAACCUCCUCCCAGCCACUACAAGUUCCUAGAAACAUUAGGGCUGCGGCGCACUUCCUGGAAUUGCUUGGGGAGCAUGAGGCGGCUAUCAAGCUCUUGCUUCACUACGGCGAUGGAUCGACAGAUAUAGACAAAGCUCUCGAUCUGCUUAAAUCAUGUAAGCAAUCUGUUUCCAUUAUUGAGCUGAUUCUCAAAUAUCUUAACGGAGAAUUGGAUGGCUGUAAGCGCCCCCCGCUAUAUGUGUUCAAGUUUUACAUGGCUAUGGAGAAGUAUGGAGACGCAGCUAGAACCGCAUAUUUACUUGCAGACCGCGAAAUAGAGGCGGGCAGAUACUCAAAAGCGAAAUCUGUCUUGAUCCAGUGUGCUUGUAAGCUCAGAAUGCAGGCCAAGCAUAUGCCCACAAAAUUUCGGGACUUGCUUAUUCUUCUGCACGGGCUUGAAGCAGGCAAGGUUUUCUCAAAGGCAGGCCUUCAUGCGCAAGCUGCUAUGUGUCUGUAUCGUACAAGUAGGCUUGCAAGUAGGUUUGGAGACGCUGCUGUCAAUGUGCUUCUUCCGGCUACCGUGGAAUGUAGUCGUGCAGGUCCACGCUAUGCAAAUGAAGCAUAUGAAUGUGCGUGCAUCUUGCUUAAAGAGUACGGAGACAAGAUACCUGAGAAGUAUAAGAAACCUGUAGAGCAAGUGGUGCGUAAGCACAAGAAAGGGGAGCCUGUUGACGCUGAAUAUCGCUCAUGCUGCUCCUGUGGAGAAAACGUACUCUUAGGGUCACUCAGUUGUGAAAAUUGUAUGGCCGUUCUACCAUUGGAUAGCGCAACAGGAGCCCAGAUCACGCUUGCAGACUAUUGCGAAUGUCCCACUUGUUUGUGGACAUGCUCAAAACUGGGAUUCUAUGAUGUUUAUAAGGAGGAGGAGAUAAAGAAUGGUCAGUGUGUUUGUCUCAUGUGUGGUGCCAAGAUUAACAUAGAGCAACCAGUAAUUAUCACCGAAGAUACAUUCGAACGGAUGACCAAUGGAUUUCCGGACUUGGAUGAAUACUCAGUCAAGCCUCUCCUUAUUUACGAGAAUGGCCAGCUUGCCCAGCGUCGUUAUGAGCAGUGGACAAGGCUGUGGCAAGAUCAGGAGAACUAG
This is a messenger RNA of Giardia duodenalis, 5838 nucleotides long. RefSeq names its product WD40 repeat protein. NCBI's taxonomy places the organism in Eukaryota, Fornicata, Diplomonadida, Hexamitidae. The coding region runs from base 1 to 5838 and encodes 1945 amino acids. Gene Ontology annotation, biological process: cilium assembly; intraciliary retrograde transport. The record is from RefSeq and is a predicted model, not a curated record. Gene Ontology annotation, cellular component: cilium; intraciliary transport particle A. The transcript has a single exon. Gene Ontology annotation, molecular function: protein binding.